AUGUCUCUCGAUAUUCUUCGCGAGGUGCCCAGCUUCCUCUAUCGCCAGCUCUUCACGACGCCUCCUACUCCAACUAAAGACUGCACGGGCAAGACCAUCAUCGUUACUGGAGCAAAUGUGGGCUUGGGCAAAGAAGCUGCAAGGCACUUUGUACAGCUCAAUGCACAAAAGGUCAUUAUUGCCUGCCGAAGCAUCGAGAAGGGCGAAUCUGCAAAGGAAGACAUUGAAGCAAGCACGGGACGAAAAGGAGUUGUUGAAGUAUGGCAGCUCGACUUGCAAAGCUACGAUAGCGUGAGGGCCUUCGCCAAGCGAGCAGAGAGUCUGGACCGUCUGGACAUACUGCUCGAGAACGCCGGUAUUUCUACUGCGAAGUACGUGGAGGUUCCUGGAACGGGCAUGGAAUCAACGAUCGUGGUCAAUGUCGUCGCCACCUUCCUACUUGCGCUUUUGAUGAUUCCGGCCAUGCAGAAGACCAGCAAGAAGCACAAUACAAUCCCGACUUUAACGAUCGUGUCUUCCGAGGUGCACUUCUUCACCAGUUUCCCUGAGCGUAAAGCGUCCUCGAUUUUCGCAACGCUCAGUUCCAAGCAUGAAGCUAGAAUGGCCGACCGAUACAACGUCUCCAAGAUGCUGGAAGUUCUCACCUGCAGAGAAAUAGCAAAGGAGCACCCAGUCAGUCAGACAAAUGUCACGCUCAACUUCGUGAAUCCUGGCUUCUGCCACAGCGAGCUCAUGCGAGAUAUGAUGAAUCCCAUUCUGGUGGUCAUCAAGAAGAUCCUUUGCAGGACCACCGAGGUAGGGAGUCGCACAUUGGUGCAUGCGGCGCUCUCGGGACCUGAGUCUCAUGGCAAGUACCAUUCGGACUCGCAAAUCGCAGAGUGCGCUCGGCUGGUGGAAGGUCCAGAGGGUCCAGAGAUGCAACGACGGGUUUGGGGAGAGCUUUCGAGCAUAUUGGAAAAUAUCGAGCCUGGCGUGACGAAGGUGCUCGACAAUUAG
Molecule: messenger RNA, 996 nt
Organism: Ramularia collo-cygni
Lineage: Eukaryota; Fungi; Ascomycota; Dothideomycetes; Mycosphaerellales; Mycosphaerellaceae
Product: related to enoyl-CoA hydratase/isomerase
Exons: 6
Coding region: 1-996 (331 amino acids)
Source: RefSeq, a predicted model, not a curated record